AACGCUUCUUCCCACUUCUCUCCUACCCCCUCGCCUAAUUUAACCCACAAUAGUAAUAACACUCUCUCCCCAUAAUAACCACCUCUUCUCUCUCCUUCGAAAACACGGCAUUAGGAGGGAGGGAGGGGUGCUCCCUUCGAUCUGAAAUUUAGAGCAGAAAGGGGUUCUGUUUCGUCCUCCACCACCUCCUCCUUUCUCUCUGGAUGGAGGUGGUGGCGGGAGGCCACUGCAGCUGUAGCAGCCUCAUCGAGAAUGGACAGGGCGUCUGCGUUGCUUGCGGCCGGUCGCGGCAGAAUAUGAGCACGAGCACGUCUUCCCCCACGGCGAUUUCGGCCGCUGGUCGAGGUGAUAGGGGUGAUGGCGGGAGUGGCGCAUCUCUUUACAUCUCCCGAUUGCUGGUCGGGGGUCUCUCCGGGGCGCUCACCGGGCUUUUCGCACUCGCUGGAGCUUUCACUGGAGCAGUUACUGGUGCAUUGGCAGGCCGGGCUUCUGAUAGUGGUGUCCUUCGUGGAGCAGGAUUAGGAGCUGUUGCUGGAGCUAUCCUUUCUGUUGAAGUUUUAGAGGCUUCUCGUGCCUAUUGGUGCUCUGAGCGAUCUGGUUCUCGGAAUACAUCAUCCAUGGCUGAUUUUAUAGAGGAGCUCCUUCAUGGUCGGUUUGUACAUGAACAAUUCGCACCUGCAAUGUUUACGGCAUACCGCUGGCAGGUUAGCAUCUCAGACCUAGGCCAGGAUGAGAUGUAUGAUAUCUUUGGAGAGGUUGCGUCAAAUGGUCUAUCAGGUGAAUCACUAAAGAAGUUACCAUGUCAUGUCAUAGCUGAUGAGAAAAGAGAUGGUUCUGGAGAAAGCAUAUGUUGUGCGAUUUGUCUGCAGGCGGCUCAUAACCUUUAUGUCUGCUAGGACAUGGUCACUGGGGAUACCGUGCGGAGGUUGCCGCAAUGUUCGCAUACAUUUCACUUGUCCUGUGUGGACAAAUGGCUCAUCAGGCAUGGCUCAUGCCCCAUAUGUAGGCAGGAUGUGUAGUCCUUCCGUAUUUAUAUACCAAAUAUGAUAUAUACACCAUCUGCUCUUGUACAUCCAAGAUCAUCCAUCCGGCAUCUUCCAAUCGUGUGUUGCUCUGUACAGACUUCUCCUUGUCCUGUAAAGAUACAUGUAAAAUAUCCAUCUUUCGUCUGAGGAAGUGAACCUGCUAUCAUGCAGUUGUAGAUCAGUGUAACUAUUGUACUAUGGGACCCUUCUUUCUCUUGAAUCUUGUGAUAAAGAGUUGUUAGUGGUAUUUACCACAGACUCGAACUCUACUGUCUUUUUGUCUA
This is a messenger RNA of Elaeis guineensis (African oil palm), 1309 nucleotides long. NCBI's taxonomy places the organism in Eukaryota, Viridiplantae, Streptophyta, Magnoliopsida, Arecales, Arecaceae. The record is from RefSeq and is a predicted model, not a curated record.